AUGGGUGUCGGGUGCAAGUUCAUAAUCGGGUUAUCUGUGUUAUUGUCGUUGUUUGAUGGGACCGUACAGCUAACUGCCGCUGAAAACUUGGCGGCUGUGAAUGCGCUUUUGAAAAACAACCCGUCCCUCGACCUUAGCACCUAUGCAAAUUGGACCGGAAAAUGUUCCGGAAAAUCCGUAUCCACCGGCACGCUCAACGAUGUGCAGUCGAUCUCGCUAAAUAACUCGCCGAAAACCGCCACCGGCGUUAGCUUCCAACUUCCGGAUAUUGUCGUGGUCACGACAACAACCACUACGACGACAAAGGCCACGACGACUACGACAACAGCUAAAAUAACGACUAAUAAGCCAAUACCACAGCUGCAAGUUCAAGACGCUGCCACAUUGGCCAAGGCUACGACCACUACGCCAACUACUACAACGGCGUUACCAGCGGUUGGCGAUCUCAACAAUCAAGUCGGGCUGAAGCGGGAUCCACUCUCAGCUACUGCCAUUGAUGACGACUCAAAGGAGACUCCAACGAGUGCGACGAAAAAGGCCCCGAACGAUAUGAAGAAGCUAAUUCUUGCUCUCUUGGCCUUCUGCGCUGUAUUUGCCUACGCCGAAGCGAAUUGCUAUGACAAUUGGAGUCGUUGCACGCCGCAGACGAGCUUUGGGACCGGUAUCCUAUGGAAAUCCUGCCCGGACUAUUGUCGUCGCUGCAAGGGAAAAUCGAACGGCCGAUGUGUCGAGGUCCACAAUAAGGAAUGCAGUGGCGGAUAUCAAUGCCAGUGCUCCGGAGCCGACGUCGGGAUCGAUCAGAAUCCGCUUGUCGUCGCUACUUGCAAACUGGGACUG
Mesorhabditis spiculigera is the source of this 837-nucleotide messenger RNA. Lineage: Eukaryota; Metazoa; Nematoda; Chromadorea; Rhabditida; Rhabditidae. The record is from the annotation of a GenBank genome assembly.